Messenger RNA from Theileria equi strain WA, 915 nucleotides. RefSeq names its product signal peptide-containing protein. The transcript has a single exon. NCBI's taxonomy places the organism in Eukaryota, Apicomplexa, Aconoidasida, Piroplasmida, Theileriidae. The record is from RefSeq and is a predicted model, not a curated record. Bases 1 to 915 code for a protein of 304 amino acids.
AUGAAGUUUAUCGCACUAGUUUUAUUACUUUUCCUACACUAUUCGCAUAAUUUCAACUCGCAAUGUACUGAAGGUGGGACAGAGUUGGAAAAUGAGUGCGCUGAGCAACCAGCAAACAUGUUGAUCCCAUUUACCCUUGACAUUGCAAGACCUGGGGGAUUACUUACAGUUGUGACCGUAAGGACAUUUGACGGAGUAACUCAAAAGAGAUAUGCAUCAAAACCAUGCUUUGGUAUGGCUAGUGUAAAGGACGGGUCAGAUAACAUUUGGAAUGCCAAGGGAAAUGAAGCCUGUGUCCUGGUCACGAGUUUUGUACGAAAAGACGGUUUCAGCCUCCUGGUAUUACAGACUAUAGAGGAUGAAAAGUAUGACUUUUUGUACUAUAAGAAAGUAGAUGGGAAAUGGAAAGGCAUAAAGGAGGAGGAGUUUUUCGAAAACUCGAGGGAGAUUACAAGGUCCGAUAAUGAGGAGAAAUCAGAAGUUGUACAACCAAACAAGGUAAUUUUGGACAUAUCAACCCUUCCAGGAAAUACUCUCUCUGCCCUAAAACCAAAGGUAGACUUGCCGUUCCUAAUGGUGGAACCCGUCGCUGGAAACAUUAUAACAAUGGUAAAGGAUGGCAAGUAUCCCAUCUGGGUCGCAAAAGAGGGUCAAAUGUGCAUUCUGGCAAUGUUUUUCAUCAGGAGUGAAAAACCAAUGCUGGCACAACUCGUGAUUAAAAAGACGAAUAAAGAAGAUGAGGAUGAUGAAAUUAAAACAAUGUAUUUUGAAAGAAAGUUGCUAGAGUGGUCUCUCAUUACAAAGAAUCUGUACAGGCUAAGGAUUAAAAAGUUGAGAAGCUACGAAAAGGAUGGCUUCUUGAACGCCUCCUAUAUCGUUCCACUGCUUACCAUUGCAUUCAGCAUGACCAUGUAA